This is a messenger RNA of Filobasidium floriforme, 1401 nucleotides long. RefSeq lists its product as uncharacterized. The transcript has a single exon. The coding region runs from base 1 to 1401 and encodes 466 amino acids. The record is from RefSeq and is a predicted model, not a curated record. NCBI's taxonomy places the organism in Eukaryota, Fungi, Basidiomycota, Tremellomycetes, Filobasidiales, Filobasidiaceae.
AUGGACGAUAGAGCCAGAGAACGUACCCGAAGUAAAACAAGAGAAGCUAUCCGAUCUCAAGUAGCCAACAGAAUCGCACUAUACGAAUUACCGGGACAUCGUUUGACACUGUUGAACGAACUCUACCAACCGAUCAACCGCCCCGCCACCGAAAACACAGCCGAAUCGGGAAGUCAACAGCCCGACGACCCUCCCCCUCCCCAACACCCCGCUCCAGUACCUCCCAAAACCCCGGCAGGCAAGAUGUCGAACAUCGUGAAGGUCCCUAAGUUCGGUGGUGACAACUUUCGCAAGUGGUACAACGAUUUCGAGAACUGCAUGUUGUUGUUGGACUGCGACGAAAACAACGCGAAGCAGGCGAAGUUCUUCAAGGUGAAUCUGAUCGAGGGUUCGGCGGCGGCGAUUUGGUACGAGACGAUUCCGGCAGAAGCGAAAACGGACUGGAGCCUCCUUGUGCCGUUACUGAGGAACCGUUUCGACAACUCCAUCGAGGACAAGAGGUCAGCCUUCCGCACCUUGUCUACCACGAAACUGACCGACAAGGACAUCGGCUUGACUACGUCCAACGGGGAAUUCAAGCACGUCGAAUGGGCCCGCACCAUAGCAAUCGCAAAGGAACGCUCAGGCCAAGACCCCGACAACCUGAACGCCUUCUUAGUGAUGAACAACAUGGGUCCCCACAUCCAAUCACUCCUCAUCGCGACCGGCUCGAGCUCCUCGGUUAGCGAUAUCUGCGCAAAGGUCGAAUCGCUGACCCCGAACGAGAUUGAGACGAUUAGGGAGAUGGUCAAGAGGGAGACAGAGACGGCGGAGAUGAGGUCGGAGGUAGCACAACUGAAAAAGCAGCUCCAGAGACAACCACUCGGAGCGUCUCAACAACAGAGCCAGCAGCAAAACUCUUUCCAGCAAUCGACGUGGGCUCAGCAGAGCCUGCCAGACCGUGACAACAGCGUUCGUGUCGAACCGGGCCCAUUUCCGCCCACUGCCGAGGGUCAUAUCAGGUACAAACAAGCGAUCCAAAACUUCUACAGGAAAUACGGCGAAGGUGCGACGGCCAGCCUUUCUCGACCUUUUCCCCUCAGUCCGGGAACGGAACCCGCCGGCAGCAACGAGUGCUUUAACUGCGGGUUGAGCAGCCAUCUUCGUCCGCAGUGUACCGCCUCUUACCGUUUGCCCGACAAUGAGCAGAGGUACAGGGGAUCUGUUAUGAAGCAGAAGAGAGAGAUGAACGUCUUUUCAGGUUCGGCGCAACAGCAAGGGAAGCCGAUCCGGUUCAUCAGUCAUGCCAACAGUUAUGAAAGGGAGUUUAGACACCUAGCGUCGAUGCCGUUAUCACCUCCGAUGCAGCUGGGAGACCUUUACGAGUCGGACGCGGGAAACGACGAAGGCCCUCACCCGUAA